GGAAUCAUCUCUCCAGGAAUCGUUCACUUAGGAGCUAUAGCUUCCUCCCAACAUUCCUCUUUUCUCUCUGGAUUACAAAUUCCUGCUGGAAAGAAAUAAUGCCUGUGACACGUUUAAGGAUGAGGCCAUGGCUAGAGGAGCAGAUAAACUCCAACAAAAUCCCUGGAUUGUCAUGGAUCAACAAGGAUAAAAUGAUAUUCCAGAUCCCUUGGAAACAUGCUGCUAGACAUGGAUGGGACAUCAAUAAAGAUGCCUGCCUUUUCCGGAGUUGGGCUGUCCAUACAGGACGUUUUAAAUCUGGCGAGAAGGAGACCGACCCUAAAACUUGGAAGGCCAAUUUCCGAUGCGCAAUGAACUCUCUGCCGGAUAUAAAAGAAGUCAAAGACAAAAGCAUAUACAAAGGCUCCAGUGCAGUGCGAGUAUAUCAGAUGUUCACACCUCAAAUAAAGGCUGAGAAGAAAGAGCGCAGAUCCAAGGCAAAAUGCUCUAAAAGCAAAGCCAAGUAUAAGACUGAGGAAGACGAGGAAUCUGUAAAAACUAGCCCAUUGCCUGUAGACCACAGCUACACUGCUAAUGUAUAUACAGACCAAGAAGACAUGGAUUCUGUGGAUGCAGCUGUAAUGAGCCUCAACGAAAGUGUCUCUAGCACCUUGGACUGGGACUCUCAACUUGAAAUGCCAUUGCCUGACAGCACAAAUAACCUCUACCCUUUCCAGGUGUCACCCUUGAGUUCAUCUUCGGAAGAGGAAGAAGACUUUCCAGACGACUUUCUUAGGAUGAUGUUAGAGCCAAGCACAGAAUGGCAGCAGACAAGCAUAGAUGGCAAAGGGUUUUUCACCAAUGAAUCUGGUAUGCAGAACGCCUGUCUAACUGAAAUAAGCUCUGCAUUCGACGGCACGUUAUCAGGUGAAAUAAAAGUCAGAUUCUCCACAGACUUGAUCAACUGGCCCGACUAUUCCUCAAGGGCUACAGGAUUAGCUGUCCCCACUUUUUGAACUUUACCUCCUAUCAUUCCAAAGCACUUACAUGGAUUCAGCAAAGAGCACUGACUAGCGUAAGGCCAGUUUUGGGGGAACAGACAGGACAAUGCUUGGUCGCUACUGCUGGGAUGGCCAUCGCCGACUGUGAAAAUAAGGAGGACAAGUCAUAUGUGGACGUUUGAUUUGCUCAACCCUGAAGCAUGAAAAAUAGCACUACAUUGCAUAUGUGAAAGUGAAUCUGUUCCUACCCUCUGUGACUGUGUACAAUCAGAGAACCUAUUUGCAAUACUGCAUUGUUGUGUGCACUUGUUUAGAAACCUUCUAUUGGUAUCUUGUAAAUAUAUUGAAUAUUAGUGGUUUACGUUUAGUUCUUUAUUCAGCCGUUGCCAUCUGUAGGGGCUUCUCCUGUGGCACUGGCUGAGAGAAGGCUUUUUGUGAAAAAAAGUCUAAUACAGCUCUCUAAACUAAAAUGCAAAUAUUUAAGAUCGUUUUGUACUGUAGAAUGGACACCUGUAAAGCCAUAUUAAUAAAACAUCUACACUGGUGAUAACAUGCAACUCACUUCCUAGGGAUUGCUGAACCCCAGGGUUCCUACAAUAGGAUUAUAGGGUGUCCAGCAUCUCUGCAUCGGUUUGCACAGGCCCUUAAUGUGAUCCAAUCGUUGGCCCAGCAACAAAAUGAUCGGAUUUAGCCCGUCACCUUAAUGGAAAAAUUGUGCAAAUCUCAUCAAACCGUUAGAUUUUUAGAUACUUUGACCAGUUUGCCACUCGUUUGCUAAGGAAUCCAUGUUUUUGUAAAAGAUUAAAUUUUGGACAACUAUCAUGCUUCACGAUAUGUGUAAUAAAUAGGAUUAAAAAAGAAAUAAGUCAUUUCAACAGUAUUUUCGAAAUACGGUUCUGUGCAGAGGUUCCACCUUAAACAUGCUGUUACCCAUUAUGAGGUAUUUGUAAAUAGUACAUUUGUAUAAACAUGUAUAAUAGUUUGAAUAAAUUCUGUUUAUAUAUA
Xenopus laevis (African clawed frog) is the source of this 1985-nucleotide messenger RNA. RefSeq names its product interferon regulatory factor 1 L homeolog (gene irf1.L). NCBI's taxonomy places the organism in Eukaryota, Metazoa, Chordata, Amphibia, Anura, Pipidae. Gene Ontology annotation, molecular function: sequence-specific DNA binding; DNA binding; transcription cis-regulatory region binding. The record is from RefSeq and is marked provisional. Gene Ontology annotation, biological process: DNA-templated transcription; immune system process; regulation of transcription by RNA polymerase II. Gene Ontology annotation, cellular component: nucleus; cytoplasm.